GACAGCGGGCACCGCGUCAUCUGGCAAGGCAGUGGGCUCCGAGUCAACAGGCACGACAGUGGGCACCGGGUCAUCAGGUACCGGAUUGUCUGGCUUGACAGCGGGGGCACCGGGUCACCAGGUAUGACAGCGGGCACUGGGUCACCAGGCAUCAGGUCAUUUGGCUCGCCAGCGGGCACCGCGUCAUCUGGCAAGGCAGUGGGCACCGAGUCACCAGGUACCGGAUCAUCUGGAUCAACAGCGGGCAUCGAGUCAACUGGCCUAAUAGGAUCGUCAGGCUGGAUCAGUUCAUCAUGCUGGGUAGAGGCAUCAGGC
Staurois parvus is the source of this 315-nucleotide messenger RNA. The record is from the annotation of a GenBank genome assembly. Lineage: Eukaryota; Metazoa; Chordata; Amphibia; Anura; Ranidae.